This is a messenger RNA of Drosophila guanche, 794 nucleotides long. RefSeq names its product ARL-6-interacting protein 1 homolog. The record is from RefSeq and is a predicted model, not a curated record. Bases 70 to 600 code for a protein of 176 amino acids. Lineage: Eukaryota; Metazoa; Arthropoda; Insecta; Diptera; Drosophilidae. The transcript has 2 exons.
ACCAAGCGUCAGCGGGCAGAAGAAAAUUGUACUUUUUGCAUUAAAAAGAUCAAAAUAAAGAGACAAAAAAUGCCAAAUCAAAAUGUGAAGCAGCUCGUGCAGGAUUUGCAGCCCUUUAAGGGGGCCAUAGAGAGUGCCCAUCGAUUGCUCACCUGGGAGAAACAAUAUUAUCCCGGGCUGCUGUUUGUCGGCAUAAGUAUCAGCUAUGCCACGUUGUGGUACUUGGACCUGUCGGUCAUCACGAUGUUGUUUCUGUUGGUCUUCGUGGUAAAUAUAUUCCACUAUUUGUUACCAACAAUUUCACGCUGGCUGGGAAAUGCCCUCGACUGGGAUGAGCAGCACGAAGAGAAAUUUGAACAUGUUUGCGAACAGAUCUACAGCUUCAAGGAGCACUGGGCCGCAUGGGUCCAGUAUCUGUUCAAGGAGCGCCUGUCGGCAGUACUCGUGACUAUGAUCAGCCUUAUCCUGCUGGCCUUUGCCUGGAUCGGCGCCAACGUUGACAAUUGUCUGCUAAUGUACUUGGCCACAUUGCUCAUUGCCAUUUGGGCUGGUCUGAAGUACAAUCUGAACGACUGCGGCUCCAAAUCGAAACUAAAAUAACAUCUUCAAAUAUACUAGAACACAGAAUAGCACCAGCUUGCCGCUUUUGGACUUCUUUCCUCAUUGACGGAUUCGAGAAACUUCGCAAAGGACAAACCCACAAGAAACCUACACAUUAACCAAUUCAAAUCACUUUAAAACAUACUUCUGGACACUCAAUAAACGGCUGCAGUGCUGGUACAUCAACAAUAAUA